Messenger RNA from Colletotrichum paranaense, 366 nucleotides. RefSeq lists its product as uncharacterized. The record is from RefSeq and is a predicted model, not a curated record. Lineage: Eukaryota; Fungi; Ascomycota; Sordariomycetes; Glomerellales; Glomerellaceae. Bases 1 to 366 code for a protein of 121 amino acids. The transcript has a single exon.
AUGCGAUGCAAGCAGCAAUACGGGAAGCCAGUGGAAAAGCUGGGGAAGAGCAAGAUAAACGGCGGCCGGGCGAAAUGCGGGAAGGAAGCGAGUGAUGGCGCAGGGCUCUUUGGCGAUGGACUGCCCAGAGUCGAAGACCAGGCCAAGCCCGUUUUCGCAGGAGAACCUUGGAAAAAAAGAUCCACCUGCACGAGGCAGAUGGACCCCUCAAAGUCCCCUCAAGGUUCUAGUGGUCACAGAAUGGCGCACCGAGAGGUCACAGAACUGACAGAAGUGGAUGGUGCAAGCGUUGCGUGGUGGUCACCUCCCACCACGUCCACCCACUAUCCACCAUCCCUCGGGAAAGGUGGCGGCGUCGGCCACUAG